ACCAGAUCUCAGCCAGAGAUGCAGUCUGUUUGGAUAUUCCACUGGUCCUUAGGCUCCUCGCUUGCAUCCUAGGCUCUGAAACUGCGCAGGACUGGGCCCCAAUCCCAGUCUCCCAGGAAGUUCCUUUCUCUGGUUAAACCCUCAUCACUCAGGUGUGAGACAGUGAUGGAGGCGAUGAGGGCCACUGCCCAGCAGGAUUUCUCAUCCUUUUUUCCAAUUUGAGUAAAGGAAACUAAGGUUCUUGGGGACACUCACUACCUUGUGAUUUUGAUCAAAUCACUUUCUCUCUCCAAACCUCAUAUUCUUCAUCUGUAAGGAGACAAUAACACCUACCCUGUAGGGCUGUCAUGAGGAUUAAGUAAAGGUGCCCAGUCAUAGUUAGUGUGCAACACAAAGACUCAUAGUUCAUUCAGACACUUUUUUUAUUUGGCAAAUAUUAUUGAGCACCUACUAAUCCUGGGCACUGUUCUAGGUGUUGGGGAUAGAGCAGGGGCAAAAAUUUAAUGACUGGUGGGGGGAAAGACAAUAAACAAAUAAGCAAGUAAAUAUAUGAAUCAGGUAGUGAUAAAAACAGAGAAUGACACAGGGUGGGGCCAACCAGGUAUCAGGGGAGACCUUGAUGUUAAGGAUGCCAUGUAGUUCACCCAGUGAUGGACAUUUUAAUAGGGAACAUAACCUUAUUAUUUUUCAUCAAUCUGUUUUCUUGGUUAAGUCCUGUUUCCAAGAGGUCAAGGUUCUUAUGGUUCUGUGGAAUUGCCAAGUGUUCUUGUGGAGGUGGCCAGGUCUGAGAGUUGAUGUAACCAGUGGCUCUGUGUUGCUGGCCUCAUCUGGGCUGUGACAGAUCUCAGAGUUGGGGGCACUUACCUACGAACCGUUCUCCCAAGGGCUGGCUGCAGGGCCACACAUGGUUUUUAUGUUUCACUGUGAGUGCUAGGGUGGCCAUGGUGAGCCUACUACACAGGCCCAGUCCUCAGGGCGUGCACAGGAAGAUGAACAAGAAAACCUUUCAAUUUUGUGUGAGUUGGACUCUCAGGAGACAGGAAACCCAGGGUCUGGGGCACACAGAGGAGGGCUCAAUUCUGCCUAGUUAGGGUUGGGUAGAGGGACAGGGAGCAGGGAGCUCAAGCUGGGGCUAGAUACCAGGCAGGCCACAUCAUCCAUCAUCAACUCUCAGCAACCCCAGCCCCCAAAGCCCACCUCCUUUCUAAUCGUCCCAUCCAAAGUCCCAGGACAGGCUCUGACUGGACAGACUGGGGUCAUGUGCUCAUCCUGACUCAAUCACGGUGGUCUAGAAGAUACAUUAUGUUGGUAACAGCAGGCAGGGGCUGAUGCCAGAGAAGGCAAGUCUGCUGUGUAUGGAGCCAGAAGUUGAUUAGGAGUUGGAAGUUUCUCAGACUCACCAAGCUCUGACCCUCCUUUGCGCUUUUGCACACGCAAUUCUCUCUUCUCAGAAAACUUUUCCCUCGCUCUACCAGGCUUUCCUCCAGGUCUCCGCUCAAAUAUCACCUCUUCCUAGUGGUCUCUUACUCUGCACAGGGCGCUCGCUGCCACAGACACAGCUCAUUUGCUGACUGCCUAGUAGAAAGUCGGUCUGGGCUCCCACUGCUAGGGCAGGGCCUGCGGGCCGGGACGCCUCGAGGAGCCCAGGCCCCCCAGGAGGCGCUCAAGAAACGUCUCCGAGGAAAGGGAUGCCACUCAAACACACGCACGCCCAUCCACACACAGACCACACCCGCCCCCCGCCCGCUUUAAGGCCACAGGUUGAGGUAUGCGUGGAUCCCACCCACCUACAAACCCACCUGGCCGGAACUCACGGACACACCCCAGCCAUAGACCACUCGGAUCAUGGUGCACAGGCUCAAACACGCGUGCGCCCACACACGCUCGGCCACACGCAGGCCCUGUUCUCGGCUACAAACAGGGCACGCGCAAGCGCGCGAACAAGGCGAUCAACUCAGUCUUGGGCCCACCCGAAACCAGGCGCCCACUACGCGCACGCGCGGCCCCGAGUCCCCGCCCCCUCCGGGUCUCGCCCGUCAGGGGCGGGGCGCUCUGGGGGCGGGUCUGCGGCACCGCCCGGGAAGCUGCGCGAGGCUGGGCGGCCGCCACCACAUCCUCCUACUUCUUUUCCUUCUACGAGUCCAAGCGAGCCGAGCCGGGCCGGGGCCAAGCCGAGGGCUCCGACGGCGCGGGCGGAGCGGGGCACAGAGUCAUGGCGCACCAGACCGGCAUCCACGCUACCGAGGAGCUGAAGGAGUUCUUUGCCAAGGCGCGGGCUGGUUCUGUGCGGCUCAUCAAAGUCGUCAUUGAGGACGAGCAGCUCGUGCUGGGUGCCUCGAGGGAGCUGGUGGGCUGCUGGGACCAGGACUAUGAUGGGGCCGUGCUGCCGCUGCUGGAUGCCCAGCAGCCUUGCUACCUGCUCUACCGCUUGGACACGCAGAACGCCCAGGGCUUCGAGUGGCUCUUCCUCGCCUGGUCACCUGAUAAUUCCCCUGUGCGGCUGAAGAUGCUGUAUGCAGCCACACGGGCCACAGUGAAGAAGGAGUUUGGGGGCGGCCACAUCAAGGAUGAGCUCUUCGGGACUGUGAAGGAUGACCUCUCCUUUGCUGGGUACCAGAAGCACCUGUCAUCCUGUGCGGCACCCGCCCCGCUGACCUCGGCCGAGAGAGAACUUCAGCAGAUCCGUAUUAACGAGGUGAAGACAGAGAUCAGUGUGGAGAGCAAACACCAGACCCUGCAGGGCCUGGCCUUCCCUCUGCAGCCUCAGGCCCAGCGGGCACUUCAGCAGCUCAGACAGAAGACAGUCAACUACAUCCAGCUGAAGCUGGACCUGGAGCGGGAGACCAUCGAACUGGUGCACACAGAGCCAACAGACGUGGCGCAGCUGCCAUCACGGGUGCCCCGAGAUGCCGCCCGCUACCACUUCUUCCUCUACAAGCACACCCAUGAGGGUGACCCCCUGGAGUCUGUGGUGUUCAUCUACUCGAUGCCCGGCUACAAGUGCAGCAUCAAGGAGCGCAUGCUCUACUCCAGCUGCAAGAGCCGCCUCCUCGAUUCCGUGGAGCAGGACUUCCAGCUGGAGAUCGCCAAGAAGGGCCCCUGCCGUGCCCGGCACCCUCUUUCUCUCCUGGUGCAGGCGGUGGCACUGGCUGCAGCCCUGGCCCAGGGCACCCUGCCUGCUUUCCUGCCCUGUGAACUCCAGCCCCAUGGCCUGGUGAACUGCAACUGGUUGUUCCUGAAGUCCGUGCCACACUUCUCGGCCGCAGCACCCCGGGCCAAUGUCACCAGCCUCUCUUUGCUCUCCAACCGCAUCCACCACCUGCAUGACUCCGACUUCGCCCACCUGUCCAGCCUGCGGAUCCUCAACCUCAAGUGGAACUGCCCGCCGACCGGCCUCAGCCCCAUGCACUUCCCCUGCCACAUGACCAUCGAGCCCAACACCUUCCUGGCCGUGCCCACCCUCGAGGAGCUGCACCUGAGCUACAACGGCAUCACGACCGUGCCCGCCCUGCCCAGGUCCCUCGUGUCCCUGUCGCUGAGCCACACUAACAUCCUGGUGCUAGACCCCACCCACUUCGCCGGCCUACACGCCCUGCGCUUUCUGUACAUGGACGGCAACUGCUACUACAAGAACCCCUGCCACCGGACACUGGAGGUGGCCCCGGGCGCCCUCCUUGGCCUGGGCAACCUCACGCACCUGUCGCUCAAGUACAACAACCUCACGGAGGUGCCCCGCCUUCUGCCCCCCAGCCUGGAGACCCUGCUGUUGUCCUAUAACCACAUUGUCACCCUGGCGCCCGAGGACCUGGCCAAUCUGACCGCCCUGCGCGUGCUCGACGUGGGUGGGAACUGCCGCCGCUGUGACCAUGCCCGCAACCCCUGCAUGGAGUGUCCGAAGCACUUCCCCAAGCUGCACCCUGACACCUUCAGCCACCUGAGCCGCCUCGAAGGCCUGGUGUUGAAGGACAGUUCUCUCUACAGACUGGACAACAGAUGGUUCCGUGGCCUGGGCAGGCUCCAAGUGCUAGACCUGAGUGAGAACUUCCUCUAUGAUUGCAUCACCAAGACCACGGCCUUCCGGGGCCUGGCCCGGCUGCGCAGCCUCAACCUGUCCUUCAAUUACCACAAGAAGGUGUCCUUCGCCCACCUGCACCUGGCGCCCUCCUUCAGGGACCUGCUCUCCCUGAAGGAGCUAGACAUGCACGGCAUCUUCUUCCGCUCACUCAGCGAGACCACGCUUCAGCCGCUGACACACCUGCCCAUGCUACAGAUUCUGCGUCUGCAGAUGAACUUCAUCAACCAGGCCCAGCUCAGCAUCUUCGGGGCCUUCCCGGGCCUGCUCUACGUGGACCUGUCGGACAACCGCAUCAGUGGAGCUGCAAGGCCGGCAGCCACCUUGGGGGAGGCGGACAGUGGGCCGAAGAUCUGGCUGCCGUCCAGGGACCUCGCUCCAGGCCCACUGGACACCCUCAGCUUGGAGGACUUCAUGCUAAGCUGCAAGAACUCCAGCUUCACCUUGGACCUAUCACGGAACAACCUGGUGACGAUCCAGCCAGAGAUGUUUGCCCGCCUCUCGCGCCUCCAGUGCCUGCGCCUGAGCCACAACAGCAUCUCGCAGGCGGUCAAUGGCUCCCAGUUCGUGCCGCUGACCAGCCUGCGGGUGCUGGACCUGUCCCACAACAAGCUGGACCUGUACCAUGGGAGCUCGUUCACGGAGCUGCCGCGACUGGAGGCACUGGACCUCAGCUACAACAGCCAGCCUUUCAGCAUGCAGGGCGUGGGCCACAAUCUCAGCUUCGUGGCCCAGCUGCGCUCCCUGCGCUACCUCAGCCUGGCGCACAACGACAUCCGUAGCCGUGUGUCCCAGCAGCUCUGCAGCGCCUCGCUGCAGGCCCUGGAUUUCAGUGGCAAUGCCCUGAGCCAGAUGUGGGCUGAGGGAGACCUCUAUCUCCGCUUCUUCCAAGGCCUGAGAAGCCUGGUCCUGCUGGACCUGUCCCAGAACCGCCUGCAUACCCUCCUGCCAUGCACCCUGGACAACCUCCCCAAGAGCCUGAAGCUGCUGCAUCUCCGUGACAAUAACCUGGGCUUCUUCAACUGGAGCAGCCUGGACCUCCUGCCCCAGCUGGAAACACUGGACCUGGCGGGAAACCAGCUGAAGGCCCUGAGCAAUGGCAGCCUGCCGUCUGGUACCCGGAUCCGGAAGUUGGACCUCAGCGGCAACAGCAUCGGCUUCGUGACCCCUGGCUUCUUUGUGCUCGCCAAGCGGCUGGAAGAGCUCAACCUCAGUGCCAACGCCCUCAAGACGGUGGAGCCCUCCUGGUUUGGCUCCGUAGCGGGCACCCUGAAAAUCCUAGACGUGAGCACCAACCCGUUGCACUGCGCCUGUGGGGCGGCCUUCGUGGACUUCCUGCUGGAGGUGCAGGCUGCCGUGCCCGGGCUGCCCAGCCGAGUCAAGUGUGGCAGUCCGCGCCAGCUCCAGGGCCGCAGCAUCUUCGCACAGGACCUGCGCCUCUGCCUGGACGAGGCCCUCUCCUGGGACUGUUUUGGCCUCUCCCUGAUGGUGGUGGCCCUGGGCCUGGCUGUGCCCAUGCUGCACCACCUCUGCGGCUGGGACCUCUGGUACUGCUUCCACCUGUGCCUGGCCUGGCUGCCCCGGUGGGGGCAGCGGCGGGGCGCAGACGCCCUGUUCUACGAUGCCUUCGUGGUCUUCGACAAGGCACAGAGCGCAGUGGCCGACUGGGUGUACAACGAGCUGCGGGUGCAGCUGGAGGAGCGCCGUGGGCGCCGGGCACUCCGCCUGUGCCUGGAGGAGCGUGACUGGCUACCUGGCAAGACGCUCUUUGAGAACCUGUGGGCCUCGGUCUACAGCAGCCGCAAGACCCUGUUUGUGCUGGCCCACACGGACCGGGUCAGCGGCCUCUUGCGUGCCAGCUUCCUGCUGGCCCAGCAGCGCCUGCUGGAGGACCGCAAGGACGUCGUGGUGCUGGUGAUCCUGCGCCCCGAAGCCUACCGCUCCCGCUACGUGCGGCUGCGCCAGCGCCUGUGCCGCCAGAGCGUCCUCCUCUGGCCCCACCAGCCCAGUGGCCAGGGCAGCUUCUGGGCCCAGCUGGGCACAGCCCUGACCAGGGACAACCGCCAUUUCUACAACCGGAACUUCUGCCGGGGCCCCACGACAGCCGAAUAGCACAGAGCAACAGCCAGCGUGCCUCAUCGCCCCACCUCUACUUGCCCCUCCGCCCGGGAUGCCCCAACCUGCCUUGCUCUGUGAGACCACUGCUCUGCCUCCCCCUCCCCCCAGCCCCCUGGCAUAUAGCAGGCACUUAAUAAAUGCUACCGGAGGGCCAACCCCUAACCCUGAGCUCACUGGAGGUGUGAGUGGGAGGAAAAGGGGAGAAUUC
This is a messenger RNA of Lagenorhynchus albirostris (white-beaked dolphin), 6398 nucleotides long. Its product is annotated as twinfilin-2. The coding region runs from base 1769 to 6184 and encodes 1471 amino acids. Gene Ontology annotation, cellular component: myofibril; cytoplasm; plasma membrane. NCBI's taxonomy places the organism in Eukaryota, Metazoa, Chordata, Mammalia, Artiodactyla, Delphinidae. Gene Ontology annotation, biological process: positive regulation of neuron projection development; defense response to virus; barbed-end actin filament capping. Gene Ontology annotation, molecular function: actin monomer binding; pattern recognition receptor activity; actin filament binding. The transcript is spliced from 9 exons. The record is from RefSeq and is a predicted model, not a curated record.